UUUAAUAUGGACGUGAGCAGCAAUUGGCUGAUCGGUGAGGGCUGGGUACCGACGCGUGACCUGCCCGUAGUGCGCAAUGCGCUCGCUAGAGGUUCGACCAAAGUGAACAGCACAGUUAGUUCCUUCCUGAAUGUGAUCGAGACAAACGAACAACCGCCGACCUUUUAUAGAACAAAUAAGUUUACACGUGCCUACCAGAAUUUAAUCGAUGCUUAUGGUCUCUGCACUUAUCACGAAGUUAAUCCGGCGCUCUACGGUUGCAUCACUUUUCCUUUCUUGUUUGCGGUGAUGUUCGGCGAUUUGGGACAUGGUUUCAUUCUAUUACUUAUUGGUCUCUACAUGGUCUGGAAGGAGGAGAAACUGAGCCAAAUCAAGGGUGAAAUAUUCAAUAUAUUCUUUGUGGGCCGCUAUAUUAUACUACUUAUGGGCCUAUUUGCCAUGUACACUGGUUUCGUGUACAAUGAUAUCUUUUCCAAAUCGUUUAAUAUUUUUGGAUCAGCAUGGCAUGCAGAUAGCAUACCUGUACCUAAUGGAACUUUCAAUGGCGGUGAAUUCAUAAUGUUGGACCCUUUGAAUAGCUUGAGUGACGUUUAUGUCUAUGGCAUGGAUCCGCACUGGUCAGUGGCUGAAAAUAAGAUCAUCUUCUUGAAUGCCUACAAAAUGAAGCUCUCCAUCAUAUUCGGCCUCUUACACAUGGCGUUCGGCCUUAUAUUGUCGCUCGUUAAUUUUGUGCAUUUCAAGCAAUAUGCGCGCAUUUUCUUAGAUUUUUUGCCACAGCUCUUUUUGAUGUUCCUCUUCGGCUAUUUGGUGUUCUUAAUGUUCCUCAAAUGGGUGAAGUAUUCCGGCAGGACAACAGAGCAGGUUCUUACGCCUGGCUGUGCACCAUCUAUACUCAUUUUAUUUAUCAAUAUGCUGUUAUUUGGCAACACUGAACCCAAGGAGGGUUGCAAGGAAUAUAUGUUCGAAUACCAAAAAAUCGUGCAAAUAAUAAUUGUGGUGUUGGCAGUUUUGUGCAUCCCAUGGAUGCUGUUGGGUAGCCCGCUGCUGGAGGCACGCAAGCGUAAACAGAGAGGGCUAACAGUGGUCACAAAUGGGAUCACAAAUGAAGCAUUUGAAGAUCACAACAACGCAGUUGCGAGUGCGCCAGCUAAACCAACGGCGUCAACACACGGCCACCAUGAGAGUGAUGCGGACGAACCUAUGAGUGAAAUCUACAUCAAACAGGCCAUACACACUAUCGAAUAUGUAUUGAGUACUAUAUCUCAUACGGCGUCGUAUCUUCGCCUGUGGGCUCUGUCGUUGGCGCAUGCGCAAUUAUCAGAUGUUCUGUGGAAAAUGUUGAUUCAUGUGCCUAUCAGCUUUCCAAUGCCAUUCGGUGGAAUUAUGGUGGGAAUUCUCUUCACACCAUGGCAAUUUUUUACGAUCACCAUACUCGUUAUUAUCGAAGGAUUAGCUACUUACUUAAGUAUUCAAGAAGAUCGUUUGAUGAUAGGCUGUUGGUAGUUAUCUGUAUGAAGUGAUGGAAAUUAACAGACCUCGGACUCCCAUUCAGCGCGUCAAAUAACAUGGGGAUAUAGA
Messenger RNA from Rhagoletis pomonella (apple maggot), 1578 nucleotides. RefSeq names its product V-type proton ATPase 116 kDa subunit a1-like. The transcript has 5 exons. Gene Ontology annotation, biological process: vacuolar acidification; proton transmembrane transport. Gene Ontology annotation, cellular component: vacuolar proton-transporting V-type ATPase complex; proton-transporting V-type ATPase, V0 domain; plasma membrane. The annotation marks the transcript as partial. Gene Ontology annotation, molecular function: proton-transporting ATPase activity, rotational mechanism; ATPase binding. NCBI's taxonomy places the organism in Eukaryota, Metazoa, Arthropoda, Insecta, Diptera, Tephritidae. The record is from RefSeq and is a predicted model, not a curated record.